GCCGGAUCUCACGUGACUCGGAGUACACAUGAUUUCAGUCUCGCGGCGCCUCCAGUAGAACAAGGACGCUAGGAAGCGGAGAUGGCCCGAGCCGCCCUGUCGCCGCUGUUCGUGCUGCUGGUCGCGUCCUGGGCGGCCCGAGGCUGGGCGGCCCCCGACCAGGACGAGAUCCAGUGCCUCCCCGGGCUGGCCAAGCAGCCUUCUUUCCGUCAGUACUCUGGCUACCUCAGAGCCUCGGAUUCCAAGCAUUUCCACUACUGGUUUGUGGAGUCCCAGAAAGAUCCAAAGAACAGCCCUGUGGUGCUCUGGCUCAACGGGGGUCCGGGCUGCAGCUCCCUGGAUGGGUUCCUCACAGAGCACGGUCCCUUCCUGAUUCAGCCGGACGGUGUCACUCUGAAGUACAACCCUUAUUCUUGGAACUUGAUUGCCAACAUGUUGUACAUCGAGUCCCCAGCUGGGGUGGGCUUCUCCUACUCUGAUGACAAGGUUUAUGCCACCAAUGACACUGAGGUUGCCCAGAGCAAUUUUGAAGCCCUUAAGGAUUUCUUCCGUCUCUUUCCGGAAUACAAGAAUAACAAACUUUUCCUGACUGGCGAGAGCUAUGCUGGCAUCUACAUCCCCACCCUGGCUGUGCUGGUCAUGCAGGACACCAGCAUGAACCUUCAGGGGCUGGCUGUAGGCAAUGGACUCUCCUCCUAUGAGCAGAAUGACAACUCUCUGGUCUAUUUUGCCUACUACCAUGGGCUUCUGGGGAACAGGCUCUGGUCUUUGCUCCAGGACCACUGCUGCUCUCAGGACAAGUGUAACUUCUAUGACAACAAAGACCCAGAUUGUGUGACAAAUCUUCAGGAAGUGUCCCACAUUGUGAGCAACUCUGGCCUCAACAUCUACAACCUCUACGCCCCGUGUGCUGGGGGUGUGCCUGGCCAUCUUAGGUAUGAGAAGGGUACGACUGUGGUCCAGGACUUCGGCAACAUUUUCACUCGCCUGCCACUGAAGCAGACACAGCAUCAGGCACUGCUGCGUUCUGGGAACAAAGUGCGCAUGGACCCCCCCUGUACCAACACCACAGCUCCCUCCACCUACCUCAAUGACCCAUAUGUACGGAAGGCCCUCCACAUCCCUGAGCAGCUGCCCCCCUGGAACAUGUGCAACUUCCUGGUGAAUUUACAAUAUCGCCGACUCUACCAAAACAUGAACUCGCAGUACCUGAAGCUGCUCAACUCACAGAAAUACCAGAUCCUGAUAUACAAUGGAGACGUGGACAUGGCCUGCAAUUUCUUGGGGGAUGAGUGGUUUGUGGAUUCUCUCAACCAGAAGACGGAGGUGAUGCGCCGGCCCUGGCUAGUGGACUAUGGGGACAGUGGGGAGCAGAUUGCUGGCUUCGUGAAGGAGUUCUCCUACAUUGACUUCCUCACCAUUAAGGGUGCUGGACACAUGGUCCCCACUGACAAGCCCCUAGCUGCCUUCACUAUGUUCUCCCGCUUCCUGAACAAAGAGCCCUACUGAUGACCAAGCAGCCCCUACCUGAGUGGCCUGGCUCUCUCCCUGCUUAAAGAAAGCUCUUCCUGAUGCACUGAUCCUCUUCCCAGGACCCCAACACAGC
Molecule: messenger RNA, 1606 nt
Organism: Fukomys damarensis (Damara mole-rat)
Lineage: Eukaryota; Metazoa; Chordata; Mammalia; Rodentia; Bathyergidae
Gene: Ctsa
Product: cathepsin A
Exons: 16
Coding region: 82-1509 (475 amino acids)
Biological process (GO): proteolysis
Molecular function (GO): serine-type carboxypeptidase activity
Source: RefSeq, a predicted model, not a curated record